AUGGCGAGUAACAGUGCCGGCACCCGCAAGGCAGGCUACGAGUACAACCGCUUUGCUGCUCUUCGUUCGGCCGGCUCUACUGAUUCCGACGACUACGAUUACGCCGGUGGUGGUGUCAGUCUUUGCGAUUUUGCCCAGGAAGAUGGCAACAAACCGGCCAUGAUGGGCGCGGCCAGCAAGAACUUGAAUGAGUCGACUCCUGUUGGCAAUCCGCCUACCCCCAACCAUGGCGGCAAUAUGGCACCCAUCGGCACCGGCCGCCCUUCCGAUUGCAACGCGUCUGCUGCCGCAGGCGCCUAUUCGACCGCCUACUAUAACCCCGGCGGCAAUGCCUAUGUCUCGGAUCCUUAUACGGCGUCUAAUUCUUAUGGAUCCAUGACCCAUUAUCCUCAGAGCAGCACUGCUAUCGCCUACCAGUAUGGUGCUGCUCCAGCUGCAUACAACACCGCUCCUGGCUAUCAUGCGAUCCAAUCCCCCAUAGGACCGGCCGACACUCCUGGUCUGACUCUGGACCAGCGCUUUCAGCAGGUCAGCCUGAACCCGCAGGCGACACCUUCGCACGUGCCUAAGCAAGUCGACAAUGACAUGGACGAGACUCCCGGUUCGCCGAUCCAGUACAAAGCCUACAAUCAGACCGAGCCACGCAACUUUGCUCCGCGCACCGCUGGCAGUCCUUCGUAUCUGCCGCCGCCCCCAGCCUUCAACCUUGGCCAGAAUGCCAAACCCAAAGAUAACAGUGCUCAGGCUGCUUCUCACUCGGCUGCAUCUGAUGCGGAUCCUUUCUUUUCGCCUGGUUUGACGAGGCGUGCUGCUCCGGCCCCUACUCCUGCUCCCGUCUCGCAGGCCAUGGUCCUCUCGUCCAUCUCCGAGGAUAACCAGCUUGAUCUGGCCCCUAACCCGGUCUACUACGGUCCGGUCCCCGCAGAGAUUCGUGCGCUCCGCUCGGAGCACCUCAACAGUCUCACUGACGGCCCGACCGGCUUGCCGACCCAGGACGUUGCUUUGAGCCCAGAUAAUUUCCCCUUUAUUGAGAGCUGCACCCAAGCUGGACCGGUCUCGUAUGGUGUCGUCAAGAUCAAGAACAUCCCGUUCGGUACGCGACGCGCAGAAAUCAUUGCUUUCCUCGGGCGCAAUUCUAAAAUCCUCAAUGACAACCAGGAGCCGGUUCACAUCAUCAUGGAGCGGGUCAGCAGCAAGACUCAGGAUGCGUACGUGGAGUUUAUGAGUCUUGCUGACGCCAUGAGAGCCGUGGAACGUCACCAGAUCAACGUCCAGAGGGGACGGCUUGCUCGCUUGGGCGACCGCCCUGUCGAUGUUCAGCUUUCCAGCCAGUCGGCUCUCAUGAAGGAUCUGUUCCCACUCGCUGCGGGAGUCUUUUGGGAAGGCUCCAAGCCUGUCAUCCAGGCGCCGGUUCCUGGCGAGCCGUGGAAGACGUUCAAGGGCUUUGUUACCGAGGAGGAGAUGACCAUGCUGGUGAAGCACGUCGAAAUUCCCCAACGUUCGCCCUACUCAAAGGAGUGUCCCCAGCGUCCUUACGAGUGCAUGAUUUCCACUCUCAAGAAGCUACCCUGGUACAUGUCAAACCACAUCACGGUUAGGCAGCGCUACGCCGUCUACGACGCCACGUGCAAGCUCAUUUGGCUUCUCACGCAGAGCCUUGAGCGCCCGAACCGUUUCCACGAGGCGACCAUCAACGUGCAGCUUCUCAAGCGCCUCGUCACGGCCGCGAUGCUCUGCCCGGGCUUUUCGGUCGUGCAGAAGGACAACAUUGCCGUUGUCGCUCAGAUGCCCGAAGAGCGCGCACGCAUGUUCAACCAGCCGCGCUUCGCCGACAUGUGGACCCAUCUCUACGCCCUGUGCCCCAAGCCGGGCAUCCCGCUCGACGUGCUCGAGUGGUACAUUGCCAUUAUCCGCGAGGAGACGACCCGCUCCGUCUAUCGCAAGCCGCUUAACGAGCAGUACGAGAUCCAGGCCAAGGGCGCCAUGACCAAGCUGUACUUUGGCUACCUGUGGUAUGAGCUCAACUUGCCAAGCGGCAAGGAGUUUGAUAACCUCACCCUGCGCGAUCUGGCCCGUCGUGAGCUGGCCGCCAUGGAGCGCACUCUGCGCCGCGCCUUUCCUCGCCGGAACUGAAUUCAGUUCCGGGAAGCAUCGCAUGCCUUUGGGCAUAGCCUUCUCUUCUAUUUCAUCUCUCGUUAGUCGAGGCCGCUAAAGGCUGGGAUAUGGGAGGUCCAGGAUCAUAUUCGAUCCUAUCGAAGUUGGGAUCGGAUCGGAUUUGGUCAUCCGAUUGUUUCACGAUCGGGAAAGGACAGGUUCUCCAGCUAUUCAGAGACACUGCUCACAGACAUGAACGGCUCCUUCUUUCUCCUUUCGUUUGUCUUUCUCUUCUUUCUUUACUUCUUUCUCGCUUUGCGCGCCUCGUCGGUUGGCCGGAUGAUCGACGAUGCGUCUGGGACGGC
Molecule: messenger RNA, 2459 nt
Organism: Canariomyces notabilis
Lineage: Eukaryota; Fungi; Ascomycota; Sordariomycetes; Sordariales; Chaetomiaceae
Exons: 4
Coding region: 1-2133 (710 amino acids)
Molecular function (GO): nucleic acid binding
Source: RefSeq, a predicted model, not a curated record